Geosmithia morbida is the source of this 2328-nucleotide messenger RNA. RefSeq lists its product as uncharacterized. Gene Ontology annotation, cellular component: extracellular region; site of polarized growth; plasma membrane. The transcript is spliced from 2 exons. Bases 1 to 2328 code for a protein of 775 amino acids. The record is from RefSeq and is a predicted model, not a curated record. Gene Ontology annotation, biological process: establishment of cell polarity; hyperosmotic response; osmosensory signaling pathway via Sho1 osmosensor. Lineage: Eukaryota; Fungi; Ascomycota; Sordariomycetes; Hypocreales; Bionectriaceae. Gene Ontology annotation, molecular function: osmosensor activity.
AUGCACUCCAAGUCGUUGGCUCUGGCCGUGGCCUUUGCCUUCUCCGUCUCCACCGUGGCAGCAGACGCCAUUCAUCCGCGCAUCUACUAUCCUCGCGAGGUCAAGCGCCAGUACAACAGCGACAAUGACGCGGCCAAGCGGGACCUGUUCAGCGACCUGUUCGGUACCGGCAGCAGCAGCACCGGUACCCCCACAACCCCCGGCACGAUCGAGUGGUCUUCUUCCGACGAUUCCAUCGUGAUUGCGCCUACCGGCAUCGUUAUCCCUGGACUGAUCGACACCACGACUGCCGACGCCUCCUCUGCCAAGGUCAACGGGACUUCAACCACGACCGACAGCACGACUGCCACUGGCAGCGCGACCGCCACCGACGUCGCGACAACCACCGACAGCACCACCGAACAGUCUACCACUGCCCUGGACACUACCACCGACGAGGGCUCGACAGUGUCUUCUGAUGCGUCGACCACCGCGACGUCCGCAAGCGCGACCAGCUCUGACACCGUUGCCGGAACACCGAGCGACACUGCCAGUGACACUACCCAGGACUCGACCCCCACCACGCCCGCCAGUGCCACCAGCUCUGCCGAGGCUGCUUCCGCCAACGCCAACGCCACCACUGCCGCCGCCACCCCUUCGGAGACGACGUCGGCUGGUGGUCUCCUUGACCCGCUGCCCACCCUCAUCAGCGAAAUUCUCAGCGACGCCCCCACUGCUAACUCGUCGACGACCGCUACGCCCACAUCGACCAGCGAUCUGCUGACGUCGGCCUCACCCACCUCGGUCGGUCAGUCGACCGAGACGACGCCCAGUGGCACCCAGGCGACGUCGCCCAUUAGCUCGGCCACCGACUCGACCUCUCCAUCUGGCACUCCGACCACGCCCAUCUCGAGUACUAUCUUCAGCGAGUCUCCCAGCACCAGCUUGAGCGAGACCCCCAGCACCAGCUUGAGCGAGACCCCCAGCACCAGCUUGAGCGAGACCCCCAUCACCAGCUUCAGCGAGACCCCCAGCACCGUCUCUGCCACGAGCAGCCCCAGCCUCACCAGCUCGCCGUCCAGCGGUGUCGUGACGCCCACUUUGCCCAGUUCGACGCUCUCGCCCUCGUCGUCGCCCUCUACGCAGAUCCCCAACACGCCUCUGCCCUCGUCGUCGCCCUCGUCAUCGCCCUCGUCGUCGCCCUCUACGCAGAUCCCCAACACGCCUCUGCCCUCGUCGAGCCCCUCUGCUACACCCUCCAUCACCCUGUCGUCGUCACCUCAGUCCGUCGUCACCCCGACCAGCACACUCCCUGUCUCGAGUGAGACGCCUACCGUCAUCUCGACGUCUUCGGACACGCUCACGCCCAUUCCGGUCCCAAGCACUUCGACCACCGAGGAGGCGACCAAGUCCACCGUGACGAGCAUCAGGCCCACGGCCACCUUCUCCAACACGGAUGACUGGCUCCCCACCAGCAUCGUGGCUGACUCUACGUCGUUCACCUACACGCCCCCCACGGCUGUCAUCCUGCCCAACAACCCCGACAAGGAGCAGCCGGAGGAUACCACCGAGAUCCAGAUCGCCUUCGACUACUUCCUCAACUACAACCACGUCGCCAAGAACACGGUGGCCGCCGCCCAGAUCUUCACCUACCUGCCCAUGGCCCUGGCCUACGCCGGCGGCUUCACGACGGACAAGGUCCAGGUCACCAUGCUGGUGCCGUACGACACGCGCAAGGAGUGGGGCUACGUGACGACGAUUGCCAAGGUCUACUACCCCAAGAGCAAGGUCGACCAGCUCACCGUCGAUCUCCAGCAGCCCAACUCGGACCUGUACAACGACCCGAAGGUGCUGGUGCGCGAGCUGACCAAGGAUAUCAAUCCCAACGUCGACAUCUGGGGCAACAUCAUCGGCAGCAACAGUGAGAACAACAACAACAACGGCGGAACCGACGGAUCCGAUGUUGACAACGGCAGCAACGACGCCCUGGACACGGGUAGCGAUAACAAGUCGUCGUCGAAGCAGCAGGCCACCACGGCUGGUAUCGCCGUCGGUGCGCUGGGUCUGAGUGUCAUGUACGGUGCGGCCAUGUUCAUCGUGGCUCGCCGCUACAAGCGCAAGCGCCAGGCUCACCGCCGCACAAGCUCUGUCACGGGUAGCGACGCCUCGUCGGAUAUGAGGUUCAAUGGAAACGGCAGCCCUGCUCUGAUGGGCGGUGCUCUGAACCCCCAGAGUGCUUCGACGUACGGCGCCAACGGACGUACGAGUCAGAACAGUAACGGGCACUCGGCUCGCACCGCCAACAUCUCGGCUCCUAUCGCGACGGAGAACUCUCUAGGAUGGAACUAG